Messenger RNA from Cylicocyclus nassatus, 850 nucleotides. The record is from the annotation of a GenBank genome assembly. NCBI's taxonomy places the organism in Eukaryota, Metazoa, Nematoda, Chromadorea, Rhabditida, Strongylidae.
AACCUCAAAAAAGUGCACGUGUGUUUGGAAAAUGAUGAGCGUUCGGACAUUUCGGAUCCGAUCCAGGUCGUCGGUCGUCUUCGUUUGUGUUCGUUGUUCAAGCACCGUGUCCGGUGCACGCAAUUUCACUUUCAUCUCGGUCUCACUCUCUACGUUGAAGAUGUUCUGUGGAUGGUUGUUCUUCCUGAUUUGCGCUUUAUCCACAUACGUUGUCUUCGCUGAUAUUGACUAUGCGUUAGAAUGUGACCCGGGCUAUCGAAUAUCAGCAAUUCGACGUACGAAAACCUAUUAUAACGUGUUAGGCUCGUUGACGAUCGAGUGUGAACAAAUUGCCCGCCCAGAUUAUACGACAUGCGCCAAACAGCCGAGUAUACCGAAGUGUAAUGGACAACUAGAAGGAUGUCACGGCGACACAUGGCUUGGCGGCUUCCACGCCUAUCUUCUCGAAAAUUCUACGCAGGCUAUUGUGUUAGAUCCUGUCUGUUGCUCGUCACCACAUGUUCGAAUCGAUCCAACAUCAUGCAUUAAUGAUCAAAUCAAUAUAGCAACACUAGAUUUUGCGCAUUCGCUGGUAGCGGAUUUGACAUACCGCGGUUUACAAUGCUGGCAUCAAUACAACACCAAUCGAACCCUUGUCGAUCUUCUUUGGAAAACUGAAAUUUGCCCCUUCCAAUCGGUUGACUUUCCCAUAAUCACAACUGACCCGUUGUGCGAAGAGUGCAGUUGUGCGUGCGGUGUGGAACAAUGUGCCACAGGAGUUGAACCAGUACGAAUUAUACAUAAGAAACGAAUACAGUCUAGAUGCGGAUGUGAUUGUAGAUGCUCGUAUAAAUGUAUCAAAUUUGACUGA